AUGUCGGGAAGCCGCGGAUCCGUCGGCAGUCGCCACGAGCAGCCCCCACAAGUGAGUAUUGCUGCCCUUUUGAAAAAGACCGAGCACUACGACAAAGAUGAACGCUACAUGGCGACGUCGGAUUUGUGUGAAGUCCUCAAGCGUUGCAGCAGUGGGAGUGUAGCUUCCAGUGCCAACAGCAGCCCCGCGAGCAUCAGCACCAACUACCGUAACAACAGCAACAGCACCGCCAAUCACCACAAUCUCCCCACGGGGGGACUGGACGCCACUACGGAACGACAAAUAUGCACAGCGGUGCUGCGGUUGUUGCACGACAAGUCCAACGAUGUACAGGCGAUUGCCGUCAAGACCCUCGGUGUCCUCCUCACAACGGUGCAACAGGAGCAAGUCUUGGAAAUUGCCGAAUCCUUGACGGAUCAAGUCCUGGACGUGAGCAAAUCGGAAUUACGGGAUGUGUACGCCAUUGGUCUGCGGACUCUCGUCAAAACUAUUCCCACCAGUAUGGGCCAUCGCGUUUCGCAGCGACUCGUGGGACGAUUGUUGGAUGGGAUUCGGGUUGGAAGUCAAAACUCCCAUAACCCCAACCAAGCCAAUAUAAACGCCAAUACCAACGCAACAGGAUCCGACGGCGACGAAAUAGUUCUGGCGUGUCUCGAUGUGCUCACGGACUUGCUCACGCGUUUUGGACAUUCCUCCGUAUCGGUCACCCGCCAGCACGAACCCAUCCUACAAAUGUGCUUGGCGUGUCUCGGCUCGCCAUCUCCCGUUAUCCGCAAGCGAACCGGUACCGCAAUGGGGUGUCUGUCAGUGGUACUCUCCGAUGCCCUCCUCACGCGCAUGGUCGAGGCUUUGUUGAGUCAGAUUGGACGCGCCGGUGGUCUCGGGAAGGAAGGUCGUCGCAAAACACGUUCGGCGCUUCAAGGAACAACCGAAAAACCGACCGGCAGUGCAAUCACCGCAGCCACCAACGACAGUAGUGCGUCGAGCGAACCAGUUGGGGAUACCCGUGCCUUAAUUCGCACCAUGUGUACCGUUUCGGGUGCCGUCGGACACCGACUCGGACAGGCCCAAAUCGAUCGGAUUCUGCCCAUUUUCCUGCGCUUUACCGAUCCCGACGACGCUGUUACCGGUGACGACGAUCAAGAUGAGGACGCAGACAGCGAAGAGCUUCACUCAGGCACUCUCGCAGGUGAUGACGAGGCUACCACGUCCUUGGCGAAUGAGUUGCGUGAAUCCUGUUUCAUGGGCUUUGAAUCGUUCGUGUUGCGCUGUCCAAAGGAAGUGGAACCGCACUUGACGUCGAUCAUUCAAGCAGCCCUUGCCUACAUGAGUUACGACCCAAAUUAUUCGUACGGCGAAGAUGAUGAUGGCGACGACGACAAAUCUGCAGUCAUGGAUGAUUCUGGUGACGAGGAGCUGGAGGAGGAAGAAGAGGACGAGUACGAAGAAGAUGAUGAUAUGGAGGACGACGAUGAUGAUGAAUCUUGGAAAGUCCGUCGAUCGGCAAUCCGAGCUCUCAGAGCUGUCGUCGAAGCAAAAUCGCACGAUCCCUCCUCACUUUGGACCGUUUCCUACCAAGUUCGUCGAAGCAAAUCUACAGUGGUGGCUGCCACUCUCGUGGGACGCUUUAAGGAACGUGAAGAGAAUUGUCGCGUAGGAGUGAUUGGUUGCUUUACCCGCCUUUUACAGGUGACGAUAUCCGCUGCUCAAGCCGGUGUCGUUGCGUUGACCACCGAUCCUGAAAGCUCGGUUAUGCAGGACGGCAACGCCCCUUUUGUGAUCGACUUGCGCAGCACUUACGUACCCAAAGUCGUGAAGACUUGCGAGAUAAUUCUGGCCGUCAAAAAGGGUAACGAGCGGUCCAAGUCAUGUGCGUUAACCUUGUUGGCGACACUCUGUAAGGCCCCCGGAGGAGUUGGAGGUUCACAGCCAAUCGCUUCGGUCUUUCGGCACAUUCAAGCACUCUUAGCAGCCUCUUCUGAUACGGCCCUACACCGGGAGAGUGCCAGUAAGGCGUUACGCUUGGAUGCUCUCUCGCUGGUGUAUGCCAUGUUGUCAUCUCACACACACAAUCCGAUUCAUGUUCGACAAAGCUUGCGUAGCUUGCUCCUGCCUGAAUUGAGUCAAGCCGUUCAGGAACAAUGGUACAAGGUAAUUGCCGAGGCCUUACGAGCUUUAGCAGCGGUACCCCGAUUCUACGUCUUGGGGUACACUGAAUCGGACGACGCGGUUGCGCGCCAGAAAGAAACCAAAGAGGUAGCAGGUAUUCUAUACACUGCCGUGGAACCAUUGUUGGCGGCUCACGAUGUCGAUCAAGAAAUCAAGGAAUGCGCCUUGAAAGCCUGUGCUUCGCUCUUGUCUUCCUUAUAUGCGAGUCUCUCAACGGAUCAAACAGUCCGACUCCUUUCUCUUUUGCUGGAACGCCUCAGUAACGAAACGACCAGAAUCGCUGCCAUCAAGGCACUGUCUUCCAUUGCCGCGUCGGCUAACGAACUCGUUCGUGUCGAUUUGUCACCGAUUUUUGCCAAUUCUGUCACAACUAUGUCCAGCUUUCUUCGAAUGCAAUCUCGGUCGACCAAACAAAGUGCUUUGGAAGCUAUGGAUAUCGUCAUUUCGAAUCACGGAGCGCAGACAGACUACGAGGACGGCAUUAUGUAUUCGACAGUACUCCAAGAGGUGGCUCCCUUGAUAGCAGAUAGUGACUUGCAUUUGAGUCACUUGGCGAUGCGGGUCACGGUGUCAAUCUUGCAAGUCUGCCCUGCUGCCGGACCAGCUGUCAAGGCACACGUCUUAGCAGAAGCGUUGUUGCUUUCGAGGUCGGCUCUGUUGCAAGACUUAGCUUUGGAUUCCUUGCUCGCUUUGCUUCGUCAAAUGGUAGUUAGCGAUGCCGUCUUGUUCGACGAACUGCUGUUUUUGUUGCGCCAGCGCUUGGAUGAGACCAUUGGAAAGCACGGGAUCUACAAUUUGGCCAAGUGCAUCGCUACCAUUACAUCUAUCACAUCCUUUGAGAAUGCGCGAAAGGUGUUGUCGGAAACAUUUGCAUCGCUAGAAGGAGUUAGUACUCCUUCUGAAGUAUCGUUGCUGCGUCAAAUGCAGCUUUCAUUGCUUGUGACGGGUGAUUUAGGUCGUAUGAUGCAGACAACUUCGAUUGCCGGAGUCACUGAUCGGCUCAAGACGGUCUAUCUCGGAUAUUUUGAGUCACCUUCAGAGGAUUUAAAGAAUGCGGCAGCUUACGCUUUGGGCAACGCUUCGGUAGGAUCACCGGCUGUCUUUCUGCCCACGAUUGUCAGCAAGCUGGACGAAGAAAACAAGAAGCAACAGUAUUUGCUACUUUCGGCCCUUCGUGAAUUUAUCCAAUGUAGCUCGCGUCAGUCCAGCGUGGAAGGAGUUGUGGACGGGCUGAACAUUAUCUUGCCUCCGUUGGAAAGGCACUGUUCCGACGAAGAAGAGGGCGUACGGACGAUGGUGGCCGAAUGUAUGGGGUCGCUAACUGUUCUUCAGCCAGUGGGUAUGCUGAAAAAGCUGGAUGAUAUGACUUGUCAAUACUCCGACAUCAAGGCACCUGAUGGUGUUGUCGCGAAUGACGACAGUAGAUCGCAGAUUAAUGCACGUGCAUGCUGGACUGUGGCGACUUCGGUGAAACUUGCAGUCGCUGGGAAAGUGGACGCCUCCGAGCUGUCGAAAUAUAUGCCGUCAUUCUUGAAGCAGCUUCUGGGACAAGAAGAGCUGCACGUGCGCCUUGCAGCUCUUCUGAUGGUUUAUUCUACAGUAUAUCACAUGCCGCAACUUGUUGCUGGGCUAUUCAAAGACCCGAUUACACCCGCCUUGUACGACAUUUCAAGCUUGAAAAAGCAGCGCAAAGUCGAUCUCGGCCCUUUCACGCAUACGGUCGACGACGCACUACCUCUUCGUAAAGCUGCACUUAGCAUCUUCGCUUCUAGCUUGGAGAAGCUGCCAGGUAUCGUUGACGUUGCUGCAUUUAUGCCGGUUCUGGCAAAGGCCCUUGGAGAUGCCGAAGAUAUUCAACUUCAUGCUCAUCAGAUAGUAAUUUCCAUGUGUGCACGUCAUCCAAAAUAUAUCGUGCACGCUGUCGACACGUUUGUGGAGCCCCUGGAAAAGACCAUGAAUAAGAAAGCUGGCCAAAAGACAGGCACUGAACUUGAGCGAUUGAAUGACUGGAUUAAGAGCUCCAUCAGAGUUAUGCUUGCGAUAAGUAAGCUCGAAGGAGCUAUGAGCUCGAGCAAGUUUGCCGAUUUUGUGGAACGUAUGAAGGGCAGCGCCAAGCAUACACACACUAUCGAAGCGCUGGAGAACGAAACUAAGGAGCUUUAG
This is a messenger RNA of Phaeodactylum tricornutum CCAP 1055/1, 4332 nucleotides long. RefSeq lists its product with no specific name. The record is from RefSeq and is a predicted model, not a curated record. Bases 1 to 4332 code for a protein of 1443 amino acids. Gene Ontology annotation, biological process: protein ubiquitination; SCF complex assembly. Gene Ontology annotation, cellular component: nucleus. The transcript has a single exon. NCBI's taxonomy places the organism in Eukaryota, Bacillariophyta, Bacillariophyceae, Surirellales, Neidiaceae.